Fusarium venenatum is the source of this 981-nucleotide messenger RNA. RefSeq lists its product as uncharacterized. Gene Ontology annotation, molecular function: (3R)-hydroxyacyl-[acyl-carrier-protein] dehydratase activity. Gene Ontology annotation, cellular component: mitochondrion. Lineage: Eukaryota; Fungi; Ascomycota; Sordariomycetes; Hypocreales; Nectriaceae. Gene Ontology annotation, biological process: protein modification process. The record is from RefSeq and is a predicted model, not a curated record.
AUGAGGUUAAUGUCAUCGUUCAUCCGCCAGUCUGGCUUACAUCUACAGAGACGAUACAGUACAAAGACACACUCAACCAUCAUUUCAGCUCUCAAAGCCCAUCCUCCCAAGAUAAUACCAGAUUAUCUAACGCCUAUGCCCUCCCAUCUUCUUACCACCACUAUUAACGACCUUCUCUACAAUUCUCACACAUCGCCGAAAAUAUCCUCACCUCCUCAAAAUCUUCCUCAAGGUCACCACCUCGUCUACUUUCCUAUUCAGUUGCCUCCCUCACGGCUCAUUCCCGAUGGUGCGGAUCCUGAUCACUCUCCUGGUUCGCCAUAUACUCGGCGUGUUUGGGCGGGUGGCGAGGUUACGUUUAGAGGAGAGGGGAUGAAGCUUGAUGCCAGGCCAGUGAUCUGUAGGGAGAAGAUAGAGGAUGUUAACUUGAAAGGCAAGGAGGGUGAGGAGAAAGUAUAUGUUGAUAUAUGGAGAAGAUACGGGACUGGCCAUAAAGCAGAGGGGAGAGAAGAGUGGGAUAUUGAAGAGAGGAGGACAUUGGUAUUCAUGAAGGAAGAGAAAGAAUCUGCCUCUUCACCUGCACGUCUUCUCAAAUAUCCCCACCCACCCACUUAUUCCAUAUCUCUCACCCCAUCACCGAUACAUCUAUUUCACUUCUCAGCGCUCUCCUUCAACGCGCAUUCGAUUCACUUCGACCCUCAAUUCGCACGAGAAGUAGACGGCCAUCGCUCACUUCUCGUCCAUGGCCCGUUUACUCUCGCACUGAUGCUCCGCGUUCUCAACGACCAGAUUGGCUCUAGCGCAUCUGUUCACAAGUUUAACUACAGAAACUAUGCGCCGCUCUACGUUAACGAGGGCAUGAGUAUCAAUGUCCGCAGAGUAUCAAAAGACGAAGGAGUGGAGGGACGAUGGGAUGUUUGGAUCGAGGGACCAGAAGGAGGAAUGGCUGUCAAAGGAACAGCGGAUGUUGUCAGCAAAUAA